AUGUCGAACGUCAUGUGGAGGCUAAUCUCCUCCAACGAGGCGAAGGCGAAGAGUCCCUGGGCCCGGCCCACUAUCUCCGAGCCCAGGCUUGGGCCCGUUCUCACCGGAUCGUCGAUCACCGCAACAAGCCCGAAAAGGGUCGGGGAAGCGAAAGUGGUGUUGGCCCGGGCCACGGCUAUAUUAGUCGGGCUUGGGCCGGUCAAUAUGUCUUGGACGUACACUUGUAAACGUGUGACUUUCUCUCUCCCGUGGAAAGCGCGUCGGGACCAUUUUUUGGCGGGAAUACUAUGGGCUUGGCCCAAGAGAGCUAUAGAGAGGAGGAUAUAUAUACAUAUUUUCAUGUCUUUCUACGAAGCAUUGAUACCAAUACGAGACACGGGUACCGUACAAAAAACGCGCAAGCAUGAUCCAUGA
Striga asiatica is the source of this 414-nucleotide messenger RNA. The record is from the annotation of a GenBank genome assembly. Lineage: Eukaryota; Viridiplantae; Streptophyta; Magnoliopsida; Lamiales; Orobanchaceae.